Molecule: messenger RNA, 261 nt
Organism: Aspergillus tanneri
Lineage: Eukaryota; Fungi; Ascomycota; Eurotiomycetes; Eurotiales; Aspergillaceae
Exons: 2
Coding region: 1-261 (86 amino acids)
Source: RefSeq, a predicted model, not a curated record
AUGGAUCCCGGCCUCAACCUCAUCUCCGACCCUACCAACUCCAUCGAAGACCUCCAAGCCACGGAAUGGUUCAACGCCGCCGUUCACAUUAUCCUCACUGGCAAGAAAACCGAGCUGCAACACCGUCAGACCGUGCGCGAAAUGAAAGAAAUGGCCGAGUCGCUAGACAUGCAGGCGCCGUUUUCGUCAACCAUCAUGGAGGUUUCCGCUCUAUUGAGGGAUAAUCAGCAGGAUGCUCUGGGAGGGCGUUUGUGGAGGUAA